Molecule: messenger RNA, 1437 nt
Organism: Pipistrellus nathusii (Nathusius's pipistrelle)
Lineage: Eukaryota; Metazoa; Chordata; Mammalia; Chiroptera; Vespertilionidae
Source: the annotation of a GenBank genome assembly
AUGUUUAAAUUUCAUCAAGUGAAACAUAUUUUUGACAUACUGGAUAAAAUGAGAUGCCUGAGAAAACGUUCUACAGUGUCAUUCUUGGGAGUUCUUGUAAUUUUUCUUCUAUUUAUGAAUUUGUACAUUGAAGAUAGCUAUGUUCUGGAAGGAGACAAACAGCUUAUAAGGGAAACAUCCACACACCAACUGAAUUCAGAACGCUAUGUGCAUACUUUCAAAGAUUUAUCCAAUUUCUCAGGGGCCAUCAAUGUCACCUAUCGCUACUUAGCUUCAACUCCUUUGCAAAGAAAGCGGUUUCUUACAAUUGGACUUUCAUCAGUGAAACGAAAGAAAGGAAACUAUUUACUUGAAACAAUCAAGUCUAUUUUCGAACAGUCCAGCUAUGAAGAGCUGAAGGAAAUCUCAGUGGUGGUUCAUCUGGCAGACUUUAAUUCAUCCUGGCGUGAGGUCAUGGUCCAGGAUAUUACACAAAAAUUUGCCCACCAUAUUAUUGCAGGGAGAUUAAUAGUGAUACAUGCUCCAGAGGAAUAUUACCCUAUCCUGGAUGGCCUUAAAAGAAAUUAUAAUGAUCCGGAAGAUAGAGUCAGAUUUCGUUCCAAGCAAAACGUAGACUAUGCUUUUCUGCUUAAUUUUUGUGCCAAUACAUCAGACUACUAUGUAAUGCUUGAAGAUGACGUCCGAUGUUCAAAAAAUUUCUUAACUGCCAUCAAGAAAGUCAUUACAUCCCUAGAAGGAACCUACUGGGUAACUCUUGAGUUUUCGAAGCUUGGUUACAUUGGGAAACUUUAUCAUUCUCACGACCUCCCACGUUUGGCACAUUUUUUAUUAAUGUUUUAUCAAGAAAUGCCUUGUGAUUGGCUGUUGACUCAUUUUCGGGGUUUGCUGGCUCAGAAAAACGUGAUCCGUUUCAAACCAUCUCUCUUUCAGCACAUGGGUUAUUAUUCAUCCUAUAAAGGGACUGAGAAUAAGCUGAAGGACGACGAUUUUGAAGAGGAGUCCUUUGACAUCCCGGAUAACCCUCCUGCGAGUCUGUACACCAAUAUGAAUGUUUUCGAAAAUUACGAUGCCAGCAAGGCUUAUAGCAGUGUUGAUGAGUACUUUUGGGGGAAACCACCUUCCACAGGAGACACAUUUGUGAUUGUUUUUGAAAAUCCAAUUGUAAUUAAAAAAAUUAAAGUGAGUACUGGAACAGAAGAUCGGCAAAAUGACAUUUUACAUCACGGAGCCCUAGAUGUUGGGGAAAAUGGUAUACUUCUCAAACAAAGUAGACAAUGUGAUACUUACAUAAGACUAGGGGAAUUCAAAAAUGGAAACUUUGAAAUGUCAGAUGUGAAUAAAAAAAUCCCACUUGAUAUAAAGUGUAUAAGGAUAUACAUUACCAAAACACAGAAAGAAUGGCUGAUUAUUAGGAGUAUUAGCAUUUGGACUUCUUAG